UACUUCAGUGUAUACCUGUGCUUCUCCUCUGAUGACGAAAAAGGUCUAUUAGAACAUGAAUCAUCAUGACUUGUAUUCAUUCUUUCCCCUUUGAAUGCAGACUUCUGAGACCACAUUAUAUCGCAUGUUGCAUGCAUCAGCAGAUAUCACCAAAGUUCAAACUCAUUUUGUUUUUAUCUUGCCAGCUCCCGACAUUAUGAUACCCCCCACACCACCACCACUUCCCCUCACCCCUUCCACCCACACUUCCAAGCAUUUCACGCCCACAGACUCACUCCCCUCGCCUCAUAUAAGCUGCUUGCAAAUUCAGCCACAAUAUCUUUGAGCAACUUUUUGGAGAGAAAUUCCUAAAUUGAAGCUCCUGCUAAACAACCAUACAGCUAUGAUCUCGACUGGAGGCUUCGCAGGAUUUUGGAUAACUGCACUGCUGACUCUUCAUGGCGCAGAUGUGGGAGAGACCAGAAGAAACUCCCUCAAUGAGCCUGACGUGCCUUUCCCACCUGCCUGUCCCACUGCUCAGAACCUCGCUGCCAUCUGCAAUCAAGGUCAGGGUCGUCCCAGAUACCCUCCCAGCUUCUUCCCGAACUCCAGGGUCAGUCACUUCCGCCGCCGUGGAAAUGCCAUCAACCGUCUGGAGUCGUGGUACAGUCAGUGCUGCAGUGGGCAGAGCAACCAGAUCCUCUGCUGCGCCCAACAAGCUUGGAAACAAGCCCUGUCCCAGUUCUGUGUGGAGGAAUAUUCCACCAUGACUCUUCCAUAUGUGUGCUGUGCGGACAGAGGAGAUGCACGGUGGAGGUGCUUCGACAGCGAGCUGCCAAACCCAAACUAUGAGGCAACACCAGGCUACACUGCACCCGCAGUUCCAGAUGAGCCAGGAUUCAUCUUCAACCCAAAUACUUGCUAAAAGUGGAAAAAGAAA
Messenger RNA from Epinephelus moara (kelp grouper), 919 nucleotides. RefSeq names its product extracellular matrix protein 1-like. The record is from RefSeq and is a predicted model, not a curated record. Gene Ontology annotation, cellular component: extracellular region. The coding region runs from base 383 to 904 and encodes 173 amino acids. The transcript has 3 exons. NCBI's taxonomy places the organism in Eukaryota, Metazoa, Chordata, Actinopteri, Perciformes, Serranidae. Gene Ontology annotation, biological process: signal transduction; regulation of bone mineralization.